AUGAGUGUUCCACCUUUGCCUCCUAACGAGGGUGUGGUGGAAGUCUGGAUGCCUGCAUUGGCACCUUUUGCUAAAAUUCCCUUUAGAGAUGAUGAUGAGGAUGAUCUCUAUAUGACACCCCCACCUGAGACUGUACAUAAUGAGAAUGCCAAUAAUAGUGAAGAUGAGGAUGAUCUGUAUAUGACUCCUCCACCUGAGAAUCUCAAUGGACAUGUUGAAAACCAAGAGGCUAUUGAAGAGGCUGCCCAUGGGGAUGUGACUAUGACAAGGACUCCUGAGCAUGAGCGCCAGACUGUGCGGGAGCAAGAGCGUGCUGAAAGGCUUCAGAUGACUUCUCCUACUCUUCGGCGCGAGCGUUCUGCAUUACGAGGCUCUAUUCGUCAGCCUGUCUUUGAGGAUCUCUCUAGACCUUCCCAUCCUGUCACUUCUAAUCCUGCUCAGCCUCCUAUUUCUCUUGCACCACCCAUUCAGCUUCACCAGCCUGCCACACUUGCUCCUCCUGUCCAGUCAUACUAUUCUGCAGUUGCUGCUCCCUCUGCUCCAUCAUAUUAUCCUGCUCAAUAUGUUCCUCCCCACUUUUAUCCUGCUCCCAUGUUCCAACACUCUGUCUAUCAAGGUGCUACAGCUUACCAAAUUCCUGGACAGUAUCCUAUCUAUGCUCCUCCUCCAAUGCCUGCACCACCACCUCAUUAUUGGCCUGUGAAUGUUUCUGCCUAUCCUAAUCUUCCACGACACUUGAUUGGGAAUCAUGAUAGACAGGCUCGCUCACGUCUUGCAGCAGCUAGCCAUCCUGACUAUGAGCGCCGCAUGAUGAAUAACUUUGAACAAAGCCAUGCAGAGCGUAGACGGCGUCGUAAUGUACAGGCUUUGCAAUAUCAGCAAGAGCAACAGGCAUUUGAUCAGCAUAGAGCAUUCCUUCAUGAGCAGCGUCUUGAAGAGGUCCGUCAGCAGCUUUUGCAGCCUCAGCAAAGACAUCAGCAGCAUGAAUUGCAAAGACAGGAGGAAGGAAUCCAUGAGCAGGCAUUUGUUCAGCAACAACAUCUUGAUGAUCUACAGCAGCAGCAGCACCUUCAAAAUCAAAUACAAGUCCAUCUAGAAGAGCAGGAGCAUUAUGCCAAUCUAGCCAUCCAGCAAAACCACCAUGCUUUGGCUCAAAAUCAAGUGAUGCAACAGCUACCUCUUGGUCGUCGUCCUUAUCAAGAGCCUGACGCACGCUAUAGUGUUGGCCAUAUGGAUGUUGAAUGUUCCCAUUGCAAAGCCCUUCACUUUUCCUCUGAAAAGCUAUCAUCCUCUACUCGCAAUCAUAUCCGCUUUGGCAUGUGCUGUUUACAAGGCCAAAUUAGGCUGCCUGUGUUAUUGGACCCUCCUCAAACACUGCGUAAUCUUCUCUGUGGAGACACUGAGAAUGCCAAAUCAUUCAGGCUAAAUAUCAGGCAAUACAAUAGUGCAUUUGCAUUUACUUCUAUUGCUGCCAAGCUAUCAGAUCAUGUUACCACUACUUCUGGGCCAUAUGCAUUUAAAAUCCAUGGAGAACUUUAUCAUCAGAUGGGUACCCUGCUACCACCCAACCAUCUUAGACCUUCCUAUGCUCAGCUCUAUGUUAUUGAUCCUCAGGCUGCACUCAAUGAGCGCAACAAUGCCAAUCCCAACUUGAAGUCUGAGAUCAUGAAUAACUUGCAGGAUAUGUUUCAUGAGCACAAUCCUUAUGUUCCCCUGUACCGCCAUGCCUAUCAAAUCAUGGCAGACAAGAAUCCUGGAGAACGAGACAAGCUUGCAGCCCGUAUUGCUGUCUUGCCCAAUACUGAUCAUCGCCGCUAUAAUGAGCCUACCGCAGAUGAAGUUGCUGCCAUCAUUCCUGGAAGUGGAGAUGAGGAAGUGGACUUGCACAGAGAUAUUGUUGUCCGCUAUAACCAUGGAGGUCUAAAGCAUUUCAGCCAUCUUCACCCUCACUACAGUCCCUUGCAUUAUGUGACAUUAUUUCCACAUGGCGAACAAGGCUUUCAUCCCAAUAUUCCUGCUCAUCCUGGACCUAAUGGCCAAAUGCUCUCAUCCAAGAGCUGGCAAGCUAUUUCAGCAAUAUGUGGUUGA
Molecule: messenger RNA, 2088 nt
Organism: Heterobasidion irregulare TC 32-1
Lineage: Eukaryota; Fungi; Basidiomycota; Agaricomycetes; Russulales; Bondarzewiaceae
Exons: 8
Coding region: 1-2088 (695 amino acids)
Source: RefSeq, a predicted model, not a curated record